AUGCCAGUUGUCAAAGAACUCAUGAAACAAAUUUGUGAGAAGUACAAGAAGGAUGGCAAAAGUUACACUGAAGAAUUCAGAUGUGGUAAGACCAAGAUUUUCUUCAGGUUGGUGUUCUUGCUGAAAUUGAAGAAAUUAGAGAGAACAGAGUCACUGAACUUAUCGGUGGUCUUCAUAUGUGUGCAAAAACCAUCGCACAAAGAAAGCUUAUUGAACAAAAACUCGAUGAACAUAUUGCCAUUAUUGUCAUUCAAGAUACCAUUCACACUUGGUACCAAUUCAGAAAUUGGAACCGCAGCCAAGGACAAAGAAAUUGAAACUGUGAAGAAGAAGCUUGCUGAAGAAAUAAGAAGAGAGAAGUUGCUGAGAAGGCACUUACUGAAAUUAAAAUCAAGAACGUCGAUUUGGAAGCUUUAG
Molecule: messenger RNA, 417 nt
Organism: Entamoeba invadens IP1
Lineage: Eukaryota; Evosea; Mastigamoebida; Endamoebidae
Exons: 2
Coding region: 1-417 (138 amino acids)
Source: RefSeq, a predicted model, not a curated record